AUGAAUGCGCCUUCGGUACGACGACAAACGGCAACCUCCUCGAUGUCGGUGCUGCUGGGAGUGAUUCUGGUGCUGCUGGUGCCGCUGCAGCUAGGAUUUUCAGCUCUGCCCGUUCAGGCCAAGGAAAUCGUCAUUCGCAAUAAGGAUUUCCCGCAGCUAAAGGAGAAACCUGAUUGGCUGCGAGUUUGCCGAAGAGACAACCCCAACGACGAUAAUUGCUUCAAAAAGAUGUUCGAAGAAACGUUUCCAUCCAUUGCAAAGGGAAUACCACACAUCGGAGUACAGCCGUUUGAUCCGUUGCGGAUAGAGUCGGUACAGGUGUCCCGGGGGUCUGGUGCCCUCUCGCUGAGCGGGGGGUUUAAAAAGCUCAACAUUAAGGGCCCAUCGAACACGACCGUUAGACGUGCCAAUCUAGAUUUUAAGACUCACGCACUAAACUUCGAUCUGGAGAUUCCGAAGCUGAAAAUCGAUGCCGUGUACAAUCUGAAAGGGAACGUCCUGCUGUUGCCGCUGGUAGGCGACGGUGACAUAACGAUGGUGCUGAAAGACGUGAAAACAUCCGUAACCACCAAGUUCAGUGUGCGUCCCUUACCCGAGGACGCCAUAUUUAUCGAGGAGAUGAAAGUCACCUUUCUGGUUGGUGGAAUUCGCAUGCAUUUGGACAACCUCUUUCAAGGCAACCAGGUCCUGGGCGCAUCGCUGAAUCUCUUCUUGAACCAGAAUGCCAACGAGGUUGUCGCGGAACUCCGGUCGGAUCUCGAGUCCGGUCUGGCGGAUAUCUUCACCGGACUGUGGAACGAACUGUUCAACAAGCUGCCCUUGAAGCUGUGGAUUUCGUGA
Messenger RNA from Sabethes cyaneus, 840 nucleotides. RefSeq names its product protein takeout-like. Bases 1 to 840 code for a protein of 279 amino acids. The transcript has 4 exons. The record is from RefSeq and is a predicted model, not a curated record. NCBI's taxonomy places the organism in Eukaryota, Metazoa, Arthropoda, Insecta, Diptera, Culicidae.